Molecule: messenger RNA, 1566 nt
Organism: Scaptodrosophila lebanonensis
Lineage: Eukaryota; Metazoa; Arthropoda; Insecta; Diptera; Drosophilidae
Gene: nopo
Product: E3 ubiquitin-protein ligase TRAIP
Exons: 8
Coding region: 27-1316 (429 amino acids)
Source: RefSeq, a predicted model, not a curated record
UUAUGUAGCUGUUGUUUUUAUUAAAAAUGUUGAAUUUGAAUUGUGUUAUAUGUGCGGAAUUGUUUGCGCAGUCCGAUGAGGUCUACGUAACAAUUUGCGGCCACAUGUUCCAUCACACCUGCCUAAUGCAAUGGCUGGAACGCUCCAAAACGUGUCCUCAAUGCCGCAAUAAAUGCACUACUCGCAACAUAUGGCGCGUGUACUUCAAUCUGGCCAACUUGGAUGUAAGUCGCAUUGAUGUGGGUUCGCUGCAGGAACAGCUGGACAAUGCAAAUCUGGCCAUGAAAGUUAAGGAUAAGGAAUGCACAAAGUUGGAGCAGCAAAUGAAGGAGUUAAAGGAAACACAAAAAAAGUGCCUGAAAACCAUUGCGGGGCUAGAACAAAAACUACAGAAGAAUGAUUUUCUGGUCUGUUCCUAUGUGGAACAAAUAAAUAUUCUGAAGAGUGAUGCCAAGGUGGUAGAUGAGCUACGUAAAGAAAAUAAAACAUUGAAACAGCAAAUUCAGGCAAUGGAAGAUCUUUCAGCGAUUAUGAAGGCCAAUGCAGGAGACGCUGAGCGUAUGCUGAAAAAUGAGUGUAACCCGCAGACCCUCGCUAGUUGGGUAUCGAUCCUAAAACGGGAGCUACGACAAUGCGAAAACAAGAAGACUGAGCUGCGGAAUGUGCUUAAAGUGGUACAGAGUGAUUUGCGCAAAGAGCUGGAAUUGAAACGUAAAUUUGAGGAGCGAAUUUCGCAACUUGAAAGCGAUUUCUACCAGGCCCAAGAAAAGCUAAAAGCGCUUGAUUCGCAACCUAUCACUAUAUUGGAUUCACCAAACUCUAUUAUGGGUCUAAAGAACAAUGUUCUUGCAUUGAAACGUGAGGAGAGGCGGUCCACAAUCUCACCUACUAUUAAAGAAAAUAUCAAGCGAAUCGAAGAAUCUACUUCCCCAUACCUCAAUAUCAAGUCGAGCAGUGUGGGACUCGGAACCUUGUUAAAGUCGAAAAGCGCACUUGAAGGACUAAAAUUGUCACCUAUUAGAAAUGGGACUGGUAUUUCGAUGACCACUGGCGCUGUUCGCAAAGCAUCCAGCCAUCUUUCUGAAAAGUAUUCAAUUUUGAAAAAACCACGAUUGCUCCUUGGUGGUACAACGACAACAAUGAAACCCCUUAGUUCAAAUUUUGUCUUUAACGGCUUCGGUGGUUCUGAAAAGAUAGAUCCAUUCGCGGAGCGUGCAGAAGAGGAGGCCGUAGCAACGACCAGCAAGCCAAUUCCUAAGAAUAUUAAUGAUCGUCUUAAAGCUGGUGCACUGCGAAACUUUAAGCUGUCAAAAUAGAAGACUGUAAACAUUCUAGAUUAUAUAUCUUCAAGACUGUGUAAAAUGAAACAAACACGAGCAAUUUCGAGACGGUAUCCUUCCGAUAAAUACUGGAAGCAAACUACAAGUUAUUUUUGCAUGCUUUUAUCUCCAAAAAAAUUGCUCGCAAAAGGUUGUACUCCUUUAUAAUGUUGCCGAAUGUAUAAAACCUAUUAUGUUGUAUAAUCCCAUAUAAUUUAUUAGUUUGUAAUGUAUGCGAUAAUUGGUU